GCAUGCUUCUGAAAUGAUUGAAUGAUGUAUGUACAUACAUAUAUUUUAAUAAUUUGCGCGAUUUAAUAUAAAUUAUACACGAUUGCAAGAUGCUUUCACAUAGGCAAAUUCCCACAUUUUUUUAUGAUGCAAAAGAUUUUAAUAUUAUCAUUAAGUUAAAUAAGGAACAAGAGUCUCAAUUUGAUAAUAUUUUGCAACAAACCUGGAAACAAGCCGAAGAAGCUAAAGCAUUCAGAUAUAUUUUAAAUAUAAGGAGCAGUAAAUCAUUGAAAGGAGAAUAUAGAUUUCUUGCACAGUUAAAUCCAGAAAGAGCUCAAUGUAGACGUGCACCAGAAUCUGUCACAUCUAUGCUGCAACCUUUUAAUUCUAUAGGUUUUAAUUUUACUAAACUAGCACAACAAGAAAUAUUAUUUGAUAUAGGCAAUGGUGACACAAAUGAUAUAAUUGCAAUUAAUGCCAGUCCUUUGGAACAGGGUCAUUGUUUAGUUCUUACAGAACGUUUAAAAUGUUUACCACAAAUUAUGACAGAGUAUAGUCUUUAUAAAGUAACAGAAUUAUGUCUUUUAAGUAAUUCAUGGUCUUUGAGGGCUAUCUUUAAUAGCUUAUGCGCUCAUGCAUCUGUUAAUCAUUUACACUGGCAUUUAUAUUAUUUGAAAUAUGAAAUGCUUCUUGAAUACAUUGAUCUUUGCAGUUAUACAUCCAAUGUAUACUUAUUGAUAAAUUAUCCAGCAAAAGGAUUCUGUCUUAAGUUGUCUAGUUUUAAAAAUAUUCGGGAUUUUGUGUCUCAAACAUUUCUUAUAGUGAAUUACUUACAAUCACAUCAAGUGGCGCACAAUGUAUACAUUACACGAGCAAAAUCAGGACUUAAUGAUGAUUUGUAUAAUGAUAUACGCAUUUAUAUUUGGGCUAGAAAACCGUCUCCUGGUAUUAAAGAUACUACUGCAUUUAUACCUGCAGUGUGUGAACUUUUUGGGCAUUUAUCAAUUAGGGUAUGGUACCAGAGCAAUUGGACAAUUCUUGUUACCUUUUUCUGGAACCCGAUGAUACAUACAGACCAUAUAACAUCAAAGGAUAAAGGCAAAGGAUGAGAGCAAUAACGAGUAAUUUCAGACCAAAUAUCAUAUCAAUCGUGGAGUAUUGUUGCCAAUUCAGAAAAGAAGGACAAGGGGAAAAUUAUAAGAUUAGUAAUUGCCUUAUAUUUUUUUUGUUUCUCAU
Molecule: messenger RNA, 1215 nt
Organism: Camponotus floridanus (Florida carpenter ant)
Lineage: Eukaryota; Metazoa; Arthropoda; Insecta; Hymenoptera; Formicidae
Product: GDP-D-glucose phosphorylase 1
Exons: 5
Coding region: 90-1088 (332 amino acids)
Biological process (GO): glucose metabolic process
Cellular component (GO): cytoplasm
Molecular function (GO): GDP-D-glucose phosphorylase activity
Source: RefSeq, a predicted model, not a curated record